This is a messenger RNA of Odontomachus brunneus, 2896 nucleotides long. RefSeq names its product solute carrier family 22 member 3-like. The transcript has 8 exons. Gene Ontology annotation, cellular component: membrane. The record is from RefSeq and is a predicted model, not a curated record. Lineage: Eukaryota; Metazoa; Arthropoda; Insecta; Hymenoptera; Formicidae. Gene Ontology annotation, biological process: transmembrane transport. Gene Ontology annotation, molecular function: transmembrane transporter activity. The coding region runs from base 779 to 2863 and encodes 694 amino acids.
GCGCUUUCACGCUGGGUGUACGAUACUCGGGUAGCGCGUACGAUGACGAUGAUGAUGACGGAGGAAACGGUUGACGGUUACGUCAGCCGGAAUAUCGAUCGUUAUUGGCAGAAGAUCGUUUUCUGCCGGCAGGAUUGUACGUGCCGCGCUGAUGAGUGCGUAUACGUGCGUGUAUGUGUGUGUGUGUGUGUGUGUGUGUCGUGAGUUAUCGAAACAAUAGGCCGGUGUACCGCCGUCCUCCUCCGAUUCAGCCAUUCGUUUUCCUCCUUCGCACCGUCCUGCGAGAGAGACGACGACUCCUGGCGAUCCCCUCUCUGUCAGUGCGUGCUUUACCCUCACGGAUGACACUUUGUCUCGAGCAAUGCAUUCCCGCUCGAUACUCCGUUUCGCAUAAACAAGCGAUUCCUUAAACCGCUCGUUCUCGAUCUGCAAAUUGACCAGUUAUCUCUUCUUACAAGCAGCACACGCUUUUCUUUCUCUCAUUCAACUGCCGUGACAUCGACUGCUCGUUUAAAUCCGCAAUAAGAAAGGCCUCACGAAUAUUUAUUCACGGACAUUCACACGUCGCAAAUGGAUCGGGUUGUUGCUGGUGCAAAUGAAAGAAAUGUUUGGCCGUCGUUGAAGUUGUUCGCGCGAAUUUUCGUGAAGCAAUGAACGAAGGUGACAUGCCGGACUCUUGUGGUAUUUAAACCAGUACGUAGUGCGUGUCGCGCUUUUGACGGGCGAGGAGUCUCGGUCGUCCGAUUGUCAAGGGUUCACGCCGGCGAGAUCGUUCACGAUGAAUGCCGAGGAGGUUAAAGUGGGCUGCUUUCAAAUGGUGUUAGUGUUGCUGCUCGGAAUAAACUAUGUCAUCGUAGCCAUGAGCCACGCGUUGCCGGUCUUUCAUAAUUACACGCCGAAAUUCUUCUGCCAGACGAAGAAUUCGACGAGCAAGAGCUACGGCUGCCAAGACGUCGCGAAUUCAUCGAUCGACGCCAACGUAACUUUCGCGUCGCCGGAAGUGUCGGCUCUCGCGUCCUGUCCCGGCGAAUAUCGCUUUAUGACGGAGUUUGCCGAGAGCAGCGUGGUCAUCGAAUGGGGCUUGGUGUGCGAGAAGCGCUACCUGUCUCUCCUCGGCCCGACCGCUUAUUACACCGGGGUGCUGUUGGGCGCGUGGAUCGCCGGAUUUCUGGCCGAUCGUAUCGGCAGACUUCCUGUCCAAGCGAUUUGCCUUUACGCGCAGGGCACGAUGGCGGUAGCACUCUAUAUCGUACAGAGUUACCCCGCGUUCCUGGCGCUGCGUGGUCUUCAAGGGGUGUUCGUCCAGGGUCUGCAGAACUCCACGUAUAUCCUCUCCCUGGAACUAUUCCCGGCGCGAUCUCGUACCCUCGUCGCGCUGAUCAUGCAGAUCUCCUGGUCGAUCGGCCUCGUGCUGCUCGCGGUGCUCAGCUAUAUGAUUCCGGACUGGCGAAUUCUGCAGCUGGCCGUCUCCGUACCCACCGCGAUCACCGUGCUGUACAUUUGGAUUAUACCGGAAUCGCCGAGGUGGCUACUCGCAAGGGGCAAGUCGACAGAGGCCGAUAUGGCGCUCGAGAGAAUCGCAAAAUAUAACGGCUGCUGUAUCAGGACGCAUAACGAAAAAACGGCGGAGCGAGAGGUAUGCGUGAAAAGUAACACGACGCCGAUAAAACCGGAGAGGAAGUCGCGCGUCACCAGCGCCGAUCUACAGAGAGCGAGAUCCGAUGAAAAGCAACGAGAAGAGGCCACGAAUCUGUUGAUAAACGGAUCGGAACCGGUCGAACAAAAAGAGCGAGCUUCUGGAGCGAAUCCGCCGAGCACGGAGGACAAAUCUGCCAACGUGGAAUUACGACAGGAGACGCGAAGCUUCGCGCAAGAUUGCGACACGAAGGAUCUACCUUCGAGCUCGAAGUGCGACAGAAGGUCAAAGACGACCUCUCAAGCGGAGUGCGACCAAAGGGUCUCUCUGAGGGCUGCGGAGGAGGUGGUGCUGCGUAGAGCGAAGAAGGAGAGAGCGAGCGAAAAUGCAGAGAAAUCGACGAGUGGAAAGGAAGGAGCCAAGACGAGUCCAACGUUCAAGGACUCGUUCAAGUCAUCGACGUUGAGGAAAUACGGCGUGAUAAUGAUUUGUCAGUGGUUGGCGUCUGCGAUGGUUUGCGGCGUACUCGACGAUCUCGCGCCGAAUUUCCCAGUCGACAGGCACAUCACGUUCGCCCUGGGCGGAGCUCUGGAGAUUGCAACGUACACAUUCAUGUACUUCGUGCUGACCAGAUACGGUAGACGAGUGCCGAUGUGUCUAUACCAAUCCUUCAAUGGCGUCAUUUGCGUUUUAAUUGCGGCCUUUCUCAUUUUAAUCGACGCCACUGCACCGUGGACAGAUCUGGCGAAAACGAUAAUAUUGCUGUUUGGCAGAGUAAUCGUCACGAGUACCGUCGCCAUCGCCUAUCUGUACACCGUUGAGACAUUCCCAACGGUGAUACGAGGCAGUUGCUUGGGUUUGUGCGUGGUGUUUGCGAAAAUCGGUAGCCUAAGCAUGCUGCACUUGCUAUUAUGGGGGCGAAACGUGCCACUUCCGGUACUAUUACUAAGUGUUGGCAUGCUGUGCCUCGUCUCUGGUGCAUUGGCUCUGAUCUUACCGGAGACACUGGGCAGAAUUCUGCCGGACGGCGCGACGGACGUGGAAGAUAUGAUCGGCGACCGCGGAAACAAAAACGGCAACAGAAACGACAGCGAUAAUGUGGAAAACGACAGUAAGGAAGACUUGACGGAGAGGCAGAUACUGAGGGAGAAACUCUUCUCGGAGGACUGGGUGGAUGCCGGCAACGGGAUUCUAGUGAAUUUCUCGGAAAAUAAGAGCGCCGAGUAACGAGUAAAGUCGAGACGACUUUGCGUUAUGGAA